CCCACUCCUCCGAACAGAAUCUAAAACUCGCAAUUGUCAAAAGCCCGACCAGGCCAUGCUCCUUCGCUCAUGAUUACAGGAACAUCUACAGUCUCUCUUCUCAACUCUUUCUAACUUCCAAAGCCUUUCUUUAUUCAUCAAGAUCGCGAUUCGCAACCUAACCUUCUAUAUAUGUAUGUAUAUAUAUUCUUUCCCUCCCUCCAUUUUCAUAGUAAUGGUCGUUUGCUCUUCGCCGAUGGUGAAAUCGGAAGUGCAUGAGAGUGAGGACGCCUCUGGUGGGGCCAAGAACGAUUGGGACACCCUCCGCCGUUCUAUUUUGCGCCGGAGGCCAUCUGUCGGAGGCUUGUUUGACUAUUCGUCGCUACAACGAGACAUUCCUGAGGAAGAUAUGGUUAGAGAUUCCAGCUCGAAGGAUUUCGUCGCCACCGCCGCCAAGAGCGUUGAGGAAGAUAAGGAUCGCGUGAAGGCGGACAACGCGGCUGUUAAUGCGAAUCGAGAAAAAGCGGUGGACAUCUCUGCGCUGAAAUUCCUUUACCGUCCAUCGGUUCCAGUUCAUAGGACAGUGAAGGAAAGUCCGCUUAGCUCCGAUAAAAUCUUCCAUCAGAGUCAUGCGGGCCUUUUGAAUCUCUGUAUAGUAGUGCUUGUUGCGGUGAACAGCAGACUUAUAAUUGAGAAUUUAAUGAAGUAUGGUUUGUUGAUCAAGUAUGGCUUUUGGUUUAGCUCAAAAUCAUUGAGAGAUUGGCCGCUCUUCAUGUGUUGUCUUACACUUGCAAUAUUUCCAAUUGCUUCGUAUUUGGUGGAAAUUCUUGCACAACGAAAGCAAAUAUCUGAACCAGCUAUUAUCUCAUUUCAUAUAUUCAUUACAACUGCUGCAGUCUUGUAUCCAGUCUUAGUAAUCCUCAGGUGUGAUUCAGCAAUUUUAUCAGCUGUCACAUUGAUGUUAUUUGCUUGCAAUGUGUGGUUAAAACUGGUAUCCUAUGCGCAUACAAACAGUGAUUUAAGAGCACUGAGCAGAUCAAUUGAAAAGGUAGCAUCAAAGGGAGAGGAAUCACCCAAUAAUUUGAAAAUGGAGUAUUCUUAUACCGUAAGCUUCAAGAGCUUGGUUUACUUCAUGGUUGCUCCUACAUUGUGUUACCAGCCAAGCUAUCCUCGCACACCUUCCAUACGAAAGAGAUGGGUGUUUCGCCAAGUUGUUAAACUGAUAAUAUUCACCGGAGUCAUGGGGUUUAUAGUAGAACAAUAUAUUAAUCCAAUUGUUCAGAAUUCUCAACAUCCUUUAAAGGGAAACCUUCUAUAUGCCAUCGAGAGAGUUCUGAAGCUUUCUGUUCCAAAUUUAUAUGUGUGGCUCUGCAUGUUCUACUGCUUUUUUCACCUUUGGUUAAAUAUUCUCGCAGAGCUUCUUCGAUUUGGUGAUCGUGAAUUCUACAAAGAUUGGUGGAAUGCCCAAACUGUUGAAGAAUAUUGGAGAAUGUGGAAUAUGCCUGUGCACACAUGGAUGGUCCGGCAUCUAUAUUUUCCAUGCUUAAGGCAUGGCAUACCCAAGGGUGUUGCUGUUCUGAUUUCAUUUUUUGUAUCUGCUGUGUUCCAUGAGCUCUGCAUUGCCGUUCCCUGCCACAUAUUCAAGUUGUGGGCUUUUAUUGGAAUCAUGUUCCAGGUUCCUUUGGUCUUGAUCACCAAUUACCUGCAAAAUAAGUUUACAAACUCUAUGGUUGGAAAUAUGGUUUUCUGGUUCAUAUUCAGUAUUCUUGGUCAACCAAUGUGUGUACUAUUAUACUACCAUGACCUGAUGAACAGGAAUAAGGGAAUUGACUAAGCUAGCAUUCCAUGCACGUGAAUGAUGAGCUUUUCACUUCCAUAGAGUGAAAUUGUAGACCUCUGGCCCUCCUUUUAUCUUUUGGCAAUAUAUUUACUCUGGGCUCCAUGUAAUUUGAAGCUUCUUUGCGGUAAUCUCAUCUUUUGAUCUCCGCAGCGUUUCUUCUGAACUCAGCUUGAUCUGCCAAUUUUGCCUAUAAAUGCACUUAGGCAAAUUUGAAGGUAAUGGAAAGAACUAAAGUGGCUGUGCAAGUGGUAUUCAUUCACCACUAACGGUGAAGUUGUAAAUUCCUUAACUUCAGUAUCUUCGUUUUGUUAUGAUUGCCAAA
Molecule: messenger RNA, 2141 nt
Organism: Prosopis cineraria
Lineage: Eukaryota; Viridiplantae; Streptophyta; Magnoliopsida; Fabales; Fabaceae
Product: diacylglycerol O-acyltransferase 1A-like
Exons: 17
Coding region: 176-1813 (545 amino acids)
Biological process (GO): triglyceride biosynthetic process
Cellular component (GO): chloroplast envelope; endoplasmic reticulum membrane
Molecular function (GO): diacylglycerol O-acyltransferase activity
Source: RefSeq, a predicted model, not a curated record